AUGGGUUCCAGCGUCCAGGUUCCAACCUACGUCCUCCGCGAUGUCGUCGAAACCGAUGUUCUGAACGCCAUAUCGGCCGAUGUCGUCUCCCAUAUUCUUGCCGGUCCUCCAUUCAUUUCUGUUCCUGGUCUUUUUAACUUUAGGGAUCUUAGCUAUCCCCAUACCACGCUAACAUCCCUGAAGCAGAAUUACAUCUUCCGCUCUGGAAUGCUCGCUUUUCUCGAGGAUGAAGGCAAGGUCAAACUUACAACUGGCUUGGGAGUGAAAAAGGUCUUUGAUUUGAGAACUGCGGCAGAACGGGACAGGUUCCCAUCGCCUGAAAUCGAGGGUGUGCAAAUUCACUGGCUGCCAACAGCGCAGGACACAGUGCGUUUUAAUUGGGCUGAUUAUGCCGUGGGCGACCCUGCAGCAACCAUGCUUAAGAUGUAUCAAAAUAUUUUGGUUACUCAUGUGCCUAUCUACCGAGCUGUUUUUGAGCAUAUACGGGACUUCCCGAAGGAGCCCUUCUUUUUCCAUUGUACAGCUGGCAAGGAUAGGACAGGAGUCUUAGCUGCCCUCAUCCUUCGUAUUGCCGGCUAUUCGCCGGAUAUAAUCGUUGACGAUUACGUGCUAACUCGAGUGGGUUUCGAGCCUGUAAGGGAAGCUCUGUAUGGUUCGCUACUUGGUAAGAAAGAUCUUGAUGAGUCGACGACUCGGGGCAUUCUAGUCGCUGGGGGGAUAAUGUAUGAGACGAUGGUGCAGUUCCUAGGAUUCGUGGAAGAGGGAUUUGAGAAUGGUGCAGAGGGUUAUCUUCGGAACAAGUUGGGUUUUACCAGUGAAGAUAUUGAGACUAUCCGUGCGAAUUUGAGGGGUUAG
Messenger RNA from Histoplasma capsulatum G186AR, 855 nucleotides. RefSeq lists its product as uncharacterized. NCBI's taxonomy places the organism in Eukaryota, Fungi, Ascomycota, Eurotiomycetes, Onygenales, Ajellomycetaceae. The record is from RefSeq and is a predicted model, not a curated record. The transcript is spliced from 2 exons. Gene Ontology annotation, molecular function: phosphoprotein phosphatase activity. Bases 1 to 855 code for a protein of 284 amino acids. Gene Ontology annotation, biological process: dephosphorylation.